AUGGACAACAAAAUAAACUGGAAGCAACAUUUAUCCAAGAAAAGAAAACAGAUCGACUUGAAAAGUAAAGAGUUAAAUUGGCUGAUAGGACGCAAAUCAAAACUAAGCAUAGAAAACAAGUUACUGAUAUACAAAGCCAUCAUCAAGCCCAUUUGGACUUACGGGAUCGAACUCUGGGGCUGCGCUAGCAAGUCAAACCUUUCAAUCAUUCAACGAGCUCAAUCAAAAAUCCUUAGAAGCAUUGCAGAUGCGCCUUGGUAUGUCUCAAAUGAAACGCACAAUAGGGAUCUGAAAAUCCCAUUCAUCAGUGAAGUCAUCAUGGAAAGAAGUUGCAAACACCAUGCUAGGCUUAGCGACCAUCCAAACCCACUGCUGCCAUCGCUAUUAGAUCCCACUGAGACCAGGAGACUGAAAAGGAAAUUGCCACUAGACUUGCAAGACUGA
Acanthoscelides obtectus is the source of this 444-nucleotide messenger RNA. Lineage: Eukaryota; Metazoa; Arthropoda; Insecta; Coleoptera; Chrysomelidae. The record is from the annotation of a GenBank genome assembly.